AUGUCGGAUCUCCUCCGCUCGGCAAUGGCUGCGCGCCUCGCCAAGCUACCCGCUGAUCUGCCUCCGAUGGGCGACGAAGAUGAGGACAACGAGGAAACGGAAGCCCACGACUCUCUCGGCUCGCUACCAGGCAGCGGCAUGGGUCCACCCGCAGCACCGCGAACACGACCAAAGCCCUCCAAACGCCCGCCAAACCCGGACUUUGCGCCACUCUCGGCAUCAUCUUACUUCUCCGAAGCUCUACAGGUCGCGAUUCCGGAACGCGGACUCGAUGUGAGGGCCUACUACACGCCGCCGAAGUUUGCCGGGGGGACUGUCUUUGUUUGCCACCAUGGCGCAGGCUACUCUGGGCUCAGUUUCGCAUGCUUUGCGAAAGAGGUGGUGGAAAUGGCCCGAGGGGAAGUGGGUGUUCUGGCAUUAGAUGCAAGGCGACAUGGUAAAACGCGCUCGACAACGGACCCAGAACCGGUGGAACUUGAUAUCGCAACGUUGGUCGAUGAUUUUGUGGCAAUAGUCCAGACCGUCUUUCCUCAUUCCCCCAAUCCGCCCCCGCCGCUCCUCCUCAUUGGCCACAGCAUGGGCGGCGCGGUUGUCGCACAUUCUUCUCCCCGCCUACAAGCCGCUGGCUUCCAUCUUCUGGGAAUCGCAGUACUGGACGUGGUCGAGGGUUCUGCGGUCGAGGCGUUACCACACAUGCACAAUCUACUCAAUGCCCGUCCGGAUGGAUUUGACUCUGUCGAAGAUGCUAUCGAGUGGCAUGUGAAAACGAAGACAAUCCGGAACGAUAACUCGGCCCGCGUUUCUGUCCCAGCUAUCGUCGAAGCUGCUCCGUCGUCAAAUCUACCCGCGCCACACGCUUGGAUAUGGAGGACACCCUUGCGCUCAACGGCGCCAUAUUGGAUGUCCUGGUUCCAAGACCUAUCGAUGACGUUCCUCGCAGCGCGCACAGCGCGUCUUCUCCUUCUCGCCGGGACCGACCGCCUCGAUAAGCCGCUCAUGAUCGCGCAGAUGCAGGGCAAGUUCCAGCUGCACGUUCUCGGCGGCGGCAACGUUGGGCACAUGCUCCAUGAGGACGACCCGACGCGUGUUGCCGAGGUCCUUCUGGAGUUUUGGCGGCGAAACGAUACUUCGAAGCUCAAGCUGCCGGUCAAGAUCAAGGGGGUUGGGGAGGCGUAG
Molecule: messenger RNA, 1176 nt
Organism: Mycena indigotica
Lineage: Eukaryota; Fungi; Basidiomycota; Agaricomycetes; Agaricales; Mycenaceae
Product: Protein phosphatase methylesterase 1
Exons: 6
Coding region: 1-1176 (391 amino acids)
Biological process (GO): protein demethylation
Molecular function (GO): protein methylesterase activity
Source: RefSeq, a predicted model, not a curated record